This is a messenger RNA of Phragmites australis (common reed), 1157 nucleotides long. Its product is annotated as F-box protein SKIP8-like. NCBI's taxonomy places the organism in Eukaryota, Viridiplantae, Streptophyta, Magnoliopsida, Poales, Poaceae. Gene Ontology annotation, molecular function: protein binding. The record is from RefSeq and is a predicted model, not a curated record. The transcript is spliced from 3 exons. The coding region runs from base 202 to 1053 and encodes 283 amino acids.
GUGGCAUCGCAUCCAUGCGUUCGUCGUCCUCCCCAAUUCGAAGCGGAAACCCCUGCCUACCUUGAUUCAUUCAUUCCCCAUCUCGGCUCCUACCCCAAACGCCAAAACCCUAGCCUCCUCUCCGUGUGAUGGGAUGCCGUCCAAACCCUACCCCGACCCGCUGACCUCCGCCGCCACCGCCGCCGCGACCUGGAUGUCCGCAUGGACGGCGUCCGGGCCCUGAUCGCCGCCGGGGCCACCGCCGUCUGCUGCUUCCUCUGCGCCUUCUGGGCCUUCCGCUCCCCCUCCUCCUCGGCGUCUGCCUCCUCCAAGAAGCAGCACUGCUGCGGUUCCGCCUCCUGUGGCUGCCGCGCCAAGUCCGUCAACGGCGAGAUGGCCGUGGGCGGGGAGAAGAAUAAGAAGGCGCAGGAGCCGGCCCCACUGGAAGGCGGCGGCGCCUCCAUGAUGGAGCAGCUCGUGCCGGAGAUCACCACCCAUGCACUCAGCUACCUCGACUACACCAGCCUCUGCCGCCUCUCCAUGACCAACUCCGCCAUGCGCCGCGCGGCCAAUGACGACGGCGCCUGGAAGGCGCUCUACCGCAAGGAUUUUACAGUGGAGCAGAUUAAUAUAACUCCACCUAAUGGAUGGAAGGCAUACUAUGCAGCUACAAAAGCCAUCAUGAAUCUUAACGCACAGUUCUAUAAUAUCAUCAGGGAAGGAUCCUUGUCAGCAAUGAGCUGUUUCUGGCUUAAUGCGGACUAUGUCAAGUGUAUUCAUGCGACUGGGGAGUUCUUUACAGGGUACAAUGCAGUGAUGGAAAGCUGGGGCUUGCUGUUCAACUGGGGCCAAGAUGGAGGGCAGGGUGUUGCUUUCCAGACACGUGAUGUUCGGGCUCGUGUACUUGGUGAGGUGGCAUGGGUUAACAUGAAGGCAAAUGUUGGCGUUGACCCAGUUGACCCUGUGGUGUUCCACGUGACUAAUGUAUAUGAGUUCCGUAACAGCAGGUGGUAUAUGGUUCAUCACCAUAACUCAGCCAUGGCUGACCCUGCUCCCCAUAAUCUGUUUGGUUGAAGCUGGAGAACAAAAUUCGAGUGCAAGGAAGCUUGAUGGCGCAUAAUUAUUUUGCGGUCUAAACCGAUGAUAGAUUAUCGAAUGUAUUUGAAGAGCUUUCUUUC